AUGAAGCUAUUUACAACUACAGCCGUGACAGUUGUUCUUUCGUUGAUACUGAUUGAUUUUGUGUCAACACAACUCUAUCAGAAAUCGAUCAAUUGGGACAAUCGUGCCCAAGGUCAAUAUACAGAUGCUAUGGCCAAAGCUGAUUUUGGUUCGGUCAGCGGAUGGAAAAACGAUCGUGCAUCGAUCUCAGACGGGAAAUUACGUAUCACUUUACGAAAAAAUGCAUUGGGUGGGGAAAGCGGUAUCAUAUCCAACACAAGAAUCCCAGAUGGUUCUGCAUAUGAGUUGGAUUUUGACGUUCGGUUUCAUAGUCAAUUCGACUGGAGUCGUGGUGGAAAAGUUGGUUUCGGUUUUGGCAUCGGAAAUCGAAAUACAGGAUGCAAUCCCCCAAAAGAUGGAGCGGGUGGAACUCUACGUUUAAUGUGGUACAAUGAUAAUAAACGAGUCUAUUUCAUUCCAUAUGUUUAUUAUUAUGGUAUGCCAGGGCAGUGUGGAGACAAGUUUGGCAAAUCGUAUCCAUCAACUGGUAGUAUUGAAAAAGGCAAGUUGUACAGAGUUCAUAUGUAUGUCAAAUCAAACACUGGUAAUAACGCCAAUGGACACGUCCAAAUAAAAAUCAACGGAGAAGUGCUAAUUGAUCAGAGCAUCCGGUGGACAACCAAUGACAGUAAACGACUUAUUAACAACUUGUCUUUUCACACAUUUCGUGGAGGAAGCGAAGAUCAUUGGAAAUCCAACGUUGAUAGCAUGAUUUACUAUGAUAAUUUGUCUGUCAGACAAAUUAGUAAAUGA
Rotaria sordida is the source of this 792-nucleotide messenger RNA. Lineage: Eukaryota; Metazoa; Rotifera; Eurotatoria; Philodinida; Philodinidae. The record is from the annotation of a GenBank genome assembly.